CCAUUGCUUUUGGCUGCGUUCGCUUGGUUUAUAUUUUGUUCUUUGCAAAUAUUGUAAUUAAUUACAAUACUGAAUUAAACUAAUAAAGUAAAACGUUUAUUUUUCACUAUAAAUGAAUUGGCAUUUCCAAAGUGUAUAAUGCUCGAGGUGGGGGACUUUAAAAGAAUUCAAAAAAUCGGCGAAGGAACUUAUGGCAUCGUUUACAAGGCAAAGGACACAAAAACUGGCAAGGAUGUGGCACUGAAGAAGAUACGCUUAGAUAGCGAAACUGAGGGUGUUCCAUCGACGGCCAUUCGGGAGAUUUCACUACUCAAGGAUUUAACGCACAAUAACAUUGUACGACUAUAUGAUAUUGUAGUGGCGGAUUCCAGCUUGUACAUGGUGUUCGAGUAUUUGAAUAUGGACCUGAAGAAGUUAAUGGACAAGAAAAAGGAUGCUUUCACGCCUAAACUUGUUAAGAGCUACAUGCAUCAACUUUUUGAUGCCAUUUGUUUCUGCCAUACGAAUCGAAUUUUACAUCGAGAUCUCAAACCACAAAAUUUACUAGUCGAUAGCGUUGGUAACAUUAAGUUGGCAGAUUUUGGACUGGCGCGUGCCUUCAAUAUGCCAAUGCGCGCCUAUACACACGAGGUCGUUACGCUGUGGUACCGCGCACCUGAAAUACUAUUAGGCACCAAAUAUUAUGCGACAGGCAUGGAUAUAUGGAGUUUAGGUUGCAUAUUUGCUGAAAUGAUUAUGAAGCGUUCACUAUUUCCUGGUGACAGCGAAAUCGACCAGUUAUACCGAAUAUUUCGCACAUUGGGUACACCUGAUGAAAAUACUUGGCCUGGUGUUAGUCAAUUACCAGAUUACAAGGCUAAAUUCCCUAGAUGGGAGAAAACUAAUAUACCAGACGUUAUUGUGAAGCACGAAGGUUAUGAUCUAUUUAAGGUUAUGAUGCUGUACGAACCCAAUGAACGCAUAUCAGCUAAAAAUGCCAUGACGCAUCCCUACUUCGAUGAUGUAGAGCAUGUGGAUUAUGUAGUACUGCCAGUCGACACUCCUUAG
Molecule: messenger RNA, 1047 nt
Organism: Rhagoletis zephyria (snowberry fruit fly)
Lineage: Eukaryota; Metazoa; Arthropoda; Insecta; Diptera; Tephritidae
Gene: Cdk2
Product: Cyclin-dependent kinase 2
Biological process (GO): protein phosphorylation; G1/S transition of mitotic cell cycle; signal transduction
Cellular component (GO): cytoplasm; nucleus; cyclin-dependent protein kinase holoenzyme complex
Molecular function (GO): cyclin binding; cyclin-dependent protein serine/threonine kinase activity; ATP binding
Source: RefSeq, a predicted model, not a curated record